GAAGUGCACGGUAGGAGAGUAUCAUAGCGCUUGCCAAUCACCCCCUCCCUGUCUCUCGGUCUAGUAUGUAGUAGGUAGUGAAUAUCCUUGCGACCCAUCGGUUUGCUUUUUGUCUUCUAGAAGACCUGCAGGGUCAUGGAUUGGCCGGUCGCACUUACUUCCGCCACUUAGCGUUUACCCCAGGUCAAGGCCGGACUGGAGCGGGCCCCAUAACCAAUUUAACAAUCCAUCUGUCGUCAAUUCGCAGCAAGCGAGAAACAAUCGCAUUUCCAGCCUUGGUUUGCCCACUGUUAAAAAGGCCGAUCUUUCUCCUCCCCCUCUCUCCACCGGCCCUGCUCGAUGGCCCGCGCGUAAUUCCCUCGUUUCUCCCUCAACUGUCUUUUUGUAUCGCAAAUCAAUUUUCUUGCCCAUAAAUUGGCCAACCACGGUGCUCCGUUAAAGGUCAUGACUCGAACCACCGACGAGAUCAAGUAUGAGGUUUCCUCAUGGGAGCAUAAAGGCGUCACUGUCUCCGACGAUGGCCGGCGACUGACGUCCAAUGCCGAUGCUGUCCGUCCCAAAGGACGCAUACGACGGUCGAUGACAGCUUGCCAUACCUGUCGGAAGCUUAAAACCCGAUGCGAUUUGGAUCCGCGUGGCCAUGCAUGUCGGCGCUGCCUAUCAUUAAGGAUCGACUGCAAAUUACCGGAGACAACCGACCGCUUCCAAGAUAAUGCCUCGAUGUGGUCGGAUGCGACGUCCGCGAUCCCUUCUAUCGAGGAGCGUCUGACAUCGCUCGAAAGGAGCAUGAGAGAGAUGACAAGUAUGAUGCGCCAAAUGCUGGACCAAGCCCCAGCGACUCCCACCGCUAUUCCCUCGUAUUGGACCAGAGGUACCAAUGCCGAUGAUGGCACGUCAUCAGAAGGCAGUCCAUCUUCUCCUUUCCUGCCGAAGCCUGUUCGGCUCAUCCAAGACCUACAAUCAGAGUUCUUUGGCGAGGCCGAAAACUCGUCCUACUUGAGAGAGAGCGUUGCAAAGGGCGGCCUAGACUCUAAAUUAUCGCUCAAAUUGCUCCAACUAUUUGUGGACAAUUUUGGCCCUUAUGUCUCCAUAUAUAAUCUUUCCGAUAUACAGGUUGAGGCCAGAAAUCCUGAUUCCUUGCUAUAUAAUACUGCGUGUCUUUUAGCCUCCCGCUAUGUUCCGGGCGUUCCCACAUCUGUGGUUCAUGCAUUAUACCUUCAUGUACGCCAUGCGGUGGUAAAUCUUCUGUGGGAUAAGCCGCCGCUUCGCUACGAGUCGCUCCAAGCACUCGCGCUGCUUUGCCUUUGGCCAGCUACCGUACAGAAGGAGCCUCCGAUGGACAGCUGGCUGUUAAGUGGAGUCUCAAUCAAUCAUGCCAUCAUCGCCUUUGACUGUCUCAGCUACGGGCCCACGGUGACCAUGAUUGAUAACGAAACCGCAACACAGCUGCGCUUAUGGAAUACUUACUGCUUGACGCAGCUUCACUUUGCGGUCGGCAACGCUCGUCCUUUCCACAUUCAGCAACGCUAUCUUGACCAUUGCCCUCGGAUCCUCGAGCACCCGGGCGCAACUUUGGACGACGCAAAGAUGGUGGCGGAGAUACAGCUAUACUUGCUUACGCUACGACUGCAGAGCAAUGGCGCCCGGAUGCGAGUCGCUGAUACUAGAUUUGAGGAACUUGAGCGGUGGAAGGCCGAAUGGGCCCAUCUCUUUGCUGGCGAACAGUCCACCCUCGAGCUAAGCCUCUGGUUUUGUCAAAUUCUUCUUCAACGCACCGCUAUGCGGUUUAACCCGAGCUCAGAUACCCUCGCUUCAGAGGUCUUACAAACAUCCCGCCUCGUCUUGUCCAAAUUCCUUCAGAUCCGAUAUACCUGCGCCCUGAGCCUCGUCGACCAAGUAUACUUCAUGGUCGGCUACGCCGCCCUCAACCUCUGCGACUUCAACCUCAUGGAUCCACUCAUCGAACAGGUGCAGAUGUUCCUGCUACAUCUAUCUCCCAAUGAAGAUCAUAUUGCCUAUCGAUUUUCCUGUAUGAUCGUCGAAUUCAAACGGCGAUGCGCAGAGAGCAGCGAUCCGGCCACCGCGGCGGCGGCGGCCGCCGCCGCAGCGGCCACUGCAGCCAAGGCUUCUUCUCCGGUGUCAUCCUUCGGAGAAACACGAAAAAUGAGCAUGGAACAGACGGCCCCGUUUCUACCCCCAAUGGUAGAUACCAUGAUCGAGGGGUACGGGUUCGAGCAGUUGAUGCCAGAAGUUCUUCCGCAAUCUUUCCCGGGAGAAAGUAUGCUGAAUGAGAUGGCAGUCGCCGGGAUACCAGGGUACAGAUCAGCAACACUUUAGCUGCAGUCGGCCAACUCGUCAACUCGUCCUCAGACGAGUCUAGGGAGGGGAACGGGCUGGACUGGACUUUAGCAAUCGGGCCCCGGAAGCUAAUAAUGAAACUUCUCAUGACGUACAAAUUCAAAAAAGAAAAUGUUAAUACUAAGCCAUCCCCCGACCUGCAUUACUACAUACAUCACAACAAUACUCGG
Molecule: messenger RNA, 2528 nt
Organism: Aspergillus saccharolyticus JOP 1030-1
Lineage: Eukaryota; Fungi; Ascomycota; Eurotiomycetes; Eurotiales; Aspergillaceae
Product: transcriptional activator of proteases prtT
Exons: 5
Coding region: 445-2337 (630 amino acids)
Biological process (GO): regulation of DNA-templated transcription
Cellular component (GO): nucleus
Molecular function (GO): transcription cis-regulatory region binding; zinc ion binding; DNA-binding transcription factor activity, RNA polymerase II-specific
Source: RefSeq, a predicted model, not a curated record